Impatiens glandulifera is the source of this 2587-nucleotide messenger RNA. RefSeq lists its product as uncharacterized. The record is from RefSeq and is a predicted model, not a curated record. Gene Ontology annotation, molecular function: transcription corepressor activity. The coding region runs from base 345 to 2381 and encodes 678 amino acids. The transcript has 3 exons. Gene Ontology annotation, cellular component: nucleus. Lineage: Eukaryota; Viridiplantae; Streptophyta; Magnoliopsida; Ericales; Balsaminaceae.
ACGAGAAAGAGAGUUCAUUUUCUCUCUCUACAUCUUUCUUUUUCUCUCUCUCUAGAACACCUCUCCUUCCUUCCUCCGCUAAUUCAACCCUUCAAAGUAGCCAUGAAAGCGCAGCUCUUCUGAACAGGUACUCUCACUUCUUCUUCUUCUUCUUCAAAUAUUUCACAAACAAACAAACACGUCAAGAUACGUGUUUUAUACGUACCCGUCCUUUUGUUUAUCUGUUUUACGCCUUGUUUCUUUUGCAUCUGCAACUCGUUAAUCGGCUUCUCAAACAUGAAGAUACCCAUUUCCUCUCUUAACCCAAUCUUACCAGCCCUUUGGAUUUCUGUUUCUUUAUCUCCAUGGACAAGACGCAUUUGAAAGGAAUUGAUUCAAAUGGUCAUUGUGAAAUGGAAUCGACUACACAUGUAUUAUCUGAGGAAGAACAUUAUCUGUUUGGGGAUCCUAGGAUAUCUCCUCGAGUUGGUGACAAUUAUCAAGUUGAAAUUCCGUCUCUACUUUCAGAUUUUGAGUAUGAUUCUUAUGUGAAGAACCCAAUUAAGGAAGAUUUCAAGUCCAAUCUUGUUCCUUCUGAUUUUUUAGUGGGUCUUCCUGUUUCGGUUAUGUGGAUUGAUGAUGAUAAGAACAUGGGUAAGCAUAUUCAAGAGGGUGUUAAUGUGAAAGAAACAGACAGGAAAAUGGAAAAUUGUUGUCUUGUUCCUGGGGAAGCUGGUGAUUCUUUGAAUGAUGUUGAAGAAGCGGGUUUUAUUCUAGGGUUAUAUGUAUUUGGGAAGAAUCUGGUUCAGGUUAAGAGAUUAGUUGAGAAUAAAACAAUGGGUACCAUUCUUUCCUUUUAUUAUGGGAAAUUCUACAGGUCUAAUGGCUAUCGAAGAUGGUCAGAAGGUCGCAAAACAAGGACUAGAAAGUUUGUACAAGGCCAUCGGAUUUUCUCCGGUUUUAGGCAACAAGAAUUGUUAUCACGUUUAUCUGCGUUUGUUUCAGAAGAAGACCGGAAUAGACUGUCACAGGUCUCGAAAUCAUGCUCGGAAGGGAAAUCUUCGUUGGAGGAAUAUAUCACGAUCUUGAAAUCUACUGUUGGAAUGAAAAACCUCGUGGAAGCAGUUGGGAUCGGUAAAGGUAAGCAAGACUUGACUAGAACUUCACUCGAACCAUCAAAGUCCAAUAGCUAUAAUAACAAUCGCUCGGAGGCUACUGCUCCUUUUGGAAAAUCGUGUUCAUCUCUCACGCCUGCAGAAAUUGUCAAUUUUUUAACGGGGGAUAUUCGGCUAAGCAAGGCUAAAACUAAUGAUUUGUUUUGGGAAUCGGUUUGGCCUCGUUUGCUUGCAAGGGGUUGGCAAUCGGAGCAGCCUAAAGAUUACAAUUAUGCAGCCACGUUUAAGAACACGUUGGUGUUUCUCAUGCCCGGGAUAAUGAAAUUCUCUAGGAGGAGUUUGGUAAAAGGAAACGAUUACUUCGAUUGUAUAACCGAUGUCUUGAACAAAGUCGCAUCCGACCCCACCCUUAUCGAUCUCGACGAUGAAAUAGAUGAAAACAACCGAAAAAAUAAUGAUUUACCUGAUAAGGAACAUCGCUGUUACCUUCAGCCCCGGUUAAUGAGCCAGAACGUGGAAACAAUGAAGUUCAUGGUUGUAGACACGAGUAUGGCCCAUGGCAAGCCGUUCAAGGUUAGAGAAUUGAGAACCGAUGAGGAAUCUUCUGGCAUAUCGUCUGAAGACACGAACUCUGCUGACACCAAUAGUUCCAAAACCGGAAAGAAAAAGCACGAAGAGACUUCCUUAAUCCAACCAAAGAAACGCUCCAAUCAGCCAAAGGAAGGCAACUCGGAUAGAAAAAUAGGCAAAGUGAGAAAACGCAAGAAGCUAACUUCAUGUAAUAACCGAGGAAUGGAACUAGACAACAACAAAAUUCAUCUUCCUGCGAAUUCUCUAGAGAAUGGUGAAACAUCAAAGGUGUUUAUAGAUCUGAAUGUCGCUCAACCGCCUCCGCUGCUCGAUUGUGGGACCAACGAGGUAGUUAUUACGACAAUCAAAGAAAAUAGUAUAGAACAACAAUGUGGUGAAAUAAAAAAGGACACUACUGAUGUUAUUACUACUACUACCAACAUAACCGAGGAGCAAAACAACACCAAUUCCAGGAGACAUGGAACAAGAAACAGGAAUCCUACCAUGAGAUCAUUGGAAGCCCUGGCAAAUGGGUUUUUGACUGUUAACAGCAAAAAAAAGGAUAGUAAAGCAGCAGCAGCUCGUCCGAAAAAACAAAAUUCUAACAAUAUAGGAAAUGCCGACAAAAAUGUAGAACUGGAAGAUGCUGGCUCGUGUUCAAACGGUGGAGUUUCGAGAAAAUUCUUUGCCUUAAACGAAAGUAGUCCUCGAGAUUGAAAAUUUCAUCAAUUUAUCUCAAACCUAUGAUCACAAAAUAGUUACUACAUUGAUGAAGAGGAAAUAUGUUAUUCACCCUCUUCAUUUUUCCUUUGGAUUGCUUUGUUACUCUAUUCCUUAGUUUAGAUCUUUUAAUUUUUUUUUUCAUGUAGAAAAAAAAUCAUAUGAACUAAACUAAAUGUGAAUGUUUCACCAUUUUUCUUUCA